Anastrepha obliqua is the source of this 3968-nucleotide messenger RNA. RefSeq names its product oxysterol-binding protein-related protein 9. Gene Ontology annotation, cellular component: cytosol; intracellular membrane-bounded organelle; membrane. NCBI's taxonomy places the organism in Eukaryota, Metazoa, Arthropoda, Insecta, Diptera, Tephritidae. Gene Ontology annotation, molecular function: sterol binding. The transcript is spliced from 16 exons. Bases 555 to 3134 code for a protein of 859 amino acids. The record is from RefSeq and is a predicted model, not a curated record.
UUCAACGCAAAGCAAAGUAAAUCAAAGAACAUUAAUUCCGUCAAAGUGCACGCAAAUUUUUCCUAUUUUUUCGUUUACAACAGAAAUUUAGAUUUAGUUAAAACAUUUCGCAAAAUAAUAACACGCAAACAGAAUAGUAAAAAAACGAAAAGGCGGAAAUAAAUGCAAAUUCCCAAGUAAAGCCAAUUCAGGGUCGAGUGCGACGUAAACUGUGAUAAGUACACCGAAUCGAAUCCGUGCAUUAUUAGCAGCUGCAGUCGGCAGCAGGAAAAAAGUGAACGUAAUUCACGGAUGGGUCAUGCAGCCGUGGCCAGGACAACUUCAAAAGCAGUCAAAUUAUACGAGAAAGCGAGUUUAUCGGAAACUAAUUUUUUGUGUGAACUAAAAAUUUGGCACGUUUCUCGGUCUUCUUUCAUAUUUGCGGCGGUCAAGUGAAGUUGCGUCACUGCCGGUUUUCGUGCUGACUCAAGUAACUUAGACAGAAAUUUGGUGCAUAGUUUAACGUGUUUGCAGUUCAGUUCACGCCUUAAAUCGGAAUUAUUCUCCCUCAAGAAAUGUCUACAACGCUAGAAGGAACGCUUAGUAAAUGGACAAAUGUCAUGAAAGGUUGGCAAUAUCGCUUCUUCGUGCUCGACGAAAAUGCUGGUUUAUUGUCCUACUAUACGUCGAAGGAGAAAAUGAUGAAGGGUGUGCGUCGCGGUUGUGUUCGGCUCAAGGAUGCGGUAAUCGGCAUAGAUGAUCAAGAGGACAACACCUUUACCAUAACAGUGGAUCACAAGACAUUUCAUUUUCAGGCGCAACACAGCGAAGAGCGCGAAAAGUGGGUUAGACGACUUGAGGACACCAUACGACGGCAUGCGAACCGCACUCGUCUGUGGGACAAUCAAAGCACUUUCUACCUUGGCGGAUAUCAAAAGGAUGUGAUAGGCAACAAACGUGCCAACCACUUGGAAUUACUCAGCCGACGUGUAUCGGAGGCGGACGCGUAUUUGCAGUUAAUCAUCGAGCAGACGAAUAAAAUUGACAAGCGCAUUGAGGACGUAACGGAUGCUGAUGAAAAGGCCAAGUGCAAACCGCUGCAGGACAACGCCAGUGCCAUGUUGGAUCAUAUUAAACACUCUAUUGUAAGUCUACAAAUUGCCAAAAAUAUGGCACAUCCAAUCAAUGGUAUAUACAAUGGCCCGGUAACUGCGAGCACCGGCAUCAACAGUGUCACCGCCAGUCCAACGAGCGCAAAUACUGUAGUAACAACUUCUGGGGGUACUUCAUUAACAGGCAAGGCGCCACUCGCCUGCGCCAUGGAUCUGGGGACGGGCGCAAAACUUGAUGUGAGUGCUGGGGAAGAGGAGGAGGAUUCCACCACUGAAAAUGGCAUAUUGCCGCAAACAGUGCCACGCGCUAUCAAUGAUGCACAACAGCAACAUCAAUUAUACGUAUUUGAACAGCAACAACAACAACAACUGCAACAACGCUUCCGUUAUCAACAUAAAUAUCAACACAUCGGCAUGCCUAGUCCCACCGCCACCAGCAUUGAUAUCGUUGAUAUAAUCGCCGAUGGCAUUGAAUAUGGCACUGCAGCCGAAAUAGCCAUUGGCGCGGUUGGUGCGACAACAGCUCCACUGGCUGUAGAUGUGCCUGAAACCUCGUAUUCCAGCAGUGAAGAUGAGGAGGAUUUCUAUGAUGCGAAUGACGAUCCUUUCACUAGUAUGGGAAAUUCACCAAGCUAUGCCACACGUGGCUUAUCGCCAACAUAUGAAAAUGCACCGGACACACUUCCGCCGAAAGGCAGCGCAUCGGUGGACAUCAGUGCAAAGUCAUCCAUUGUCGAUAGACUGGAUGAUUACCAAACGGCGCUUACUACUGUUUCGGAGAGUUUACCCUCCAUUUCGCCCACAAGCGCUGCAGCGUCCGCGCCGCGACUAAGUGGUGACACAACAUUCCAGAAUUAUGGUGAUGAUGGCUCCAUCGAUUAUGAUGCACUCUACGAGGAAGAGGAAGACUCUACGAUUAGUAUGGAAGCGCAUGGCUCGAUGAUUUCUCACCUGAUAUCCCAAGUGAAAAUCGGUAUGGACUUGACGAAGGUCGUAUUGCCCACAUUCAUUUUGGAGAGACGUUCAUUGCUGGAGAUGUACGCAGAUUACUUUGCUCAUCCGGACCUUUUUCUAAGAAUUGCGGAGAUGGAGACGCCCAGGGAUCGCAUCGUUGAGACUUGCCGCUGGUAUCUGAGUGCCUAUCACGCUGGUCGAAAGAGCGCUGUGGCCAAAAAACCUUACAAUCCCAUAUUGGGCGAAGUAUUUCAAUGUUAUUGGAAUAUACCAGGCGAAGAAUCAGACGAGAAUGCGGUGAGUGACGGGCCGGUGCCUUGGUGUCAUCGAAAUCAACUGACAUUCUUGGCCGAACAGGUUUCGCAUCAUCCGCCAAUUUCCGCCUUCUACGCUGAGCAUGUCAAUAAGAAAAUCACGUUUUCCGCGCACGUUUGGACCAAAUCAAAAUUUCUUGGCCUGUCUAUAGGUGUACACAACAUCGGCGAAGGUAUUGUGACACUGGUAGACCACAGCGAGGAGUAUAUUGUAACGUUUCCAAAUGGAUAUGGCAGAUCUAUUUUAACCGUCCCUUGGAUUGAAUUGGGAGGCACAGUAGAAAUACGCUGCCCGCAGACAGGCUAUCACGCCACAAUUGAGUUCUUAACAAAACCCUUUUACGGUGGCAAGCGCAACAAAGUGACGGCAGAGAUUUAUGCACCUAAUGAAAAGAAGCCAUUUGUGUCAAUAGCUGGGGAGUGGAGCGGCCUCAUGGAAGCUAAAUGGCAUGAUAAAAAUAAAACUGAAGUAUUCGUAGACGUAAAUCGUAUUCCAAUAUUUAAGAAACAAGUUCGACCAAUCGUUGAACAAGAAGAAUAUGAAUCCAGGCGUGUGUGGAAGGAAGUGACAGCGGGACUCAAAUUCAAUGACAUCGAGAAAGCCACAAAUGCCAAGUGUGCAGUGGAACAAAUCCAACGUGACCAGGCGAAGAACCGAAAGGAGACAGACACGCAGUGGGAGCACAAGUAUUUCCGGCCGGUUGGUGAAAACUGGAUCUACACAAAGCCACUUAGCCAGCGCGUGUAUCAGCAAGAGAAGGAAAGUAAAAGAUAAUAAAGAAAUUUCGCCAAUCAACCAGAAGGCACCGAGGCAGCGACGACAAAUGGAGAGAAGGUGGAAGAAGAAGAGCAUGAAUCCAAGUAAAAUAGUAAAGUGGUGUAAACGAAUAGUGGGCGGAGAGUAUAAAGAUGUAGCUGGAUCAAACAAAUAAACAUACAAACAUACUUUCAUAUCAAAGAACGUUAAACGCAGAGCUGCAAAUGCUUCUAAGAUAAGGACAAAGCACAGAGGAUGGAGCGCACUCACGAGACUGUCAAGUAUACGACGGGUGAUGGCUAAUGGUGGUAAUAGGUAUGUAAUGUCAAAAUGCUUUCGGUUGCACGCGAUGCAACGCAAAUGUAAUGGACAACGAACAAACUUGGAUACACCGUUAAAUAGACAAAUAAAUGCUGAAUGAUGCACGAAGCUGCAGGGCACGCUCUCAACACCCCUUCACACUAAGUACUUUUGGGCAGUAUUCUAACAAAGUACGCCUCCUCCUCCUCCUCUUCACAUUGGGUCAACUCUUAACUGUAUGUGCACCAGAUUUGUGGAUGUAUACGAGCGUGUGCGAAAUGGUUGUGUGGAUGUCGGAAGAGUUAAAAAGGCGCAGUUUAAAUAUGUGAAUCUGUAGAUGUUAAGCCAAUGUUGCCGGAACAUAUAAAAAAAUCGUAUUAAAUAAGAAUAAUGAAACUCAACAAUUUUACAAUUACUUUAUCGAAGAAACAAACAAACUGAUAGCUAACCCCAAUUUAAGAAAUCACUCUAAGGCACAUUUUAAGUGAAAUUGUAAAAAUGGACAAACAAUAAAAAUCGAAUUCAAUAAAGCAGAAACGUACAUACGCAUAA